This is a messenger RNA of Exserohilum turcica Et28A, 780 nucleotides long. RefSeq lists its product as uncharacterized. Lineage: Eukaryota; Fungi; Ascomycota; Dothideomycetes; Pleosporales; Pleosporaceae. The coding region runs from base 1 to 780 and encodes 259 amino acids. The record is from RefSeq and is a predicted model, not a curated record. The transcript has a single exon.
AUGGUCGAGUCAUUGGGCAGAGAAGAUCUUCAAGUCGCUUCUGAAGCCCCGAUCUACAGGCAACAAGAGGUGCUAGCAAUGGGAAAUGAAAAAGCUGCGGCCAAUAGUGCACACGAAAUCACACCCUUAUCCACACGUAGCUGCUCGACGAAUGGCGAUGAAGAUCUCCCAGAGGGAUGUGAGUUGGCUCCACGACUGGACAAGAUCGUCAAAUCGAGAGGGCAACAACAGCAUGCACAAAACACAAGGAAACUGCGAAAACGCAAAUGGCGCGUAUCAAAGCAGUUUUCAUGCCCCCAAAAAAUCAUUGCACGCUUCGCGUAUCCAGCUGAAUCCCGCCCAUCUACCUCCCACCAUUCAACACCAACUGAAACAGCCGCGCCGACAAUCAGCUCGCCACAUGGCCUCAAGUCACUACCAAAACCUUUUUCGGUUUUCACACAAGCUCUGCGUUGUGUAUCCAGCUACAUGAGACCCUAUAUCAAUCUGUCUUUCUCUUCUUUCAGAAACGCGAUACUGGAAUCUUCAGAUGUCAAUACCCAGCACAAGACACGAGCUCAUGUCGAAGACGAACGCAAAAAAUCUCGAGGGAAAGAACGACAUGAGAAGGUAGUCAGAGUCGUUGCAUUUGUGGUUGAUGACCAGGCCGAGGCAAGACCCAUAGAAAUGAGAGCGAGGUAUAAGAGAGUCAGGGAGAUUAUUAGGGCAAGUGGAUAUCGAGUUGAGGAGGAAUUGUAUGGGGCGCAGAUCAUGGAGGCAUUGCGAGCGUUGCGGCAGUAA